ACGUGACGAUCACAUCAUCGCAGGUCCUUUAGGCAGCUGUAUCUAUCUGGUGUGAGCCAAGCCUCGGCGUUUCCUGGCCCCUGACCACCUGGGGCGCUCCCGGCACUCCUGCAGCUGGCCGGCAGAUGCUGAACACAGAAUAUGGGCUCCAUUAUGUCCGCCUAUACCGGCCACGUGAGCGCUUCGAGGCCGGCGGGCAGCUCGCAUGUUGAGGAUGAUGACGAUUUGUUGGAUGGAAAGGACAGAGAAGAAGACAUUGCUCAGUUUCCCUAUGUCGAGUUUACAGGACGUGACAGCAUUACGUGCCCGUCUUGCCAAGGAACUGGGUGCAUUCCAACAGAACAAGUGAAUGAGUUGGUUGCACUUAUACCAUAUAGCGACCAAAGGCUGCAGCCCCAGAGGACGAAAUGUUACGUUGUCCUCUCCGUUCUGCUGUGCCUCUUAAUCUGUGGUUUGGUGGUGUUUUUUCUAUUUCCACGCACUGUUCUUGUCCAGGAUGGUGGCAUACGAAUGGUACAAGUGUGGUUUGAUAAGGAGAAUGACAUUGUGAACCUUGCAAUGACGAGCACUCUACAUAUAACAAAUUCCAACUUCUAUUCAAUCUCUGUGGACAGUCUUAUAAGCCAAGUACAGUACAUGAACACAGUGAUUGGAACCCAGCAGCAGAGUAACGUGUCUGUCAUCCAGCCGCUCAGUGAGAAACUGGUGAAUUUCACAGUGAAGUUGGAGUUAGGUGGAAUUCUGUCUUAUUUAUAUAACUUCUGCACUCUGCCCACAGUUAAAGUGCACAACAUUGUUGUUUUUGUGCGAACUUCGGUGAAAUUCUCUUACGUCGGGCACACCUCGCAAAGCUCCCUGGAGACUUACCAAUACAUCGAUUGUGGUGCAAAUUCAACAAUAUUGACCGACCACCAUGCUUUAUUAAGUAACUAAAGCAUAAUCAGCAAUAUGCUGUCUUGCCCCUGUGAGUCAUCUACAGAAAUGAUAAAUCGACGGUACAUCUGCACCAGCCUGGCACUCAUGUUUACAUUACAAAGUUCUGGAAUCUGCACUGGCACUUUUAUUGCACUGGUGCUCCCCUUCUUUGUGCUUUAUUUUAAUCAAUUGUAAAAUGUUUUCUAGUAAUUAAAGACCAGAACAUUCA
Molecule: messenger RNA, 1144 nt
Organism: Bufo bufo (common toad)
Lineage: Eukaryota; Metazoa; Chordata; Amphibia; Anura; Bufonidae
Gene: TMEM106C
Product: transmembrane protein 106C
Exons: 8
Coding region: 142-933 (263 amino acids)
Source: RefSeq, a predicted model, not a curated record